Messenger RNA from Ctenopharyngodon idella (grass carp), 4860 nucleotides. RefSeq names its product growth factor independent 1A transcription repressor b (gene gfi1ab). Lineage: Eukaryota; Metazoa; Chordata; Actinopteri; Cypriniformes; Xenocyprididae. The record is from RefSeq and is a predicted model, not a curated record. Gene Ontology annotation, biological process: regulation of transcription by RNA polymerase II. The coding region runs from base 1416 to 2600 and encodes 394 amino acids. Gene Ontology annotation, cellular component: nucleus. Gene Ontology annotation, molecular function: RNA polymerase II cis-regulatory region sequence-specific DNA binding; DNA-binding transcription factor activity, RNA polymerase II-specific. The transcript is spliced from 7 exons.
GUCGGGGAAUGAGCUCUCGUUAAAUUUAAAAUGAUUAAUAAAACGUAAUUCUUGAAUCAGGGUUUCGCUAAGAGGAAUCACAGUUCGCGCGUUUCCAGUUAUGCAUGAAGUUUCGUACUGAUACUGUACGUACAAAUUUAAUCUAAAUGAAACUCUACUUUUAUCAGCACCGUUUUGCCAGUACAAAUGUAAAAGGUUUUGAUUUGCAACGCUUUGUACUUCGUGGAUGACAUUUUCUAAGUAGCCUAGUUAGGACGAUAAACAUGAACAAAUUGGCUAUAAAGCGUUAUAAAGAUUUUGGUAGGUUGGCUGCUCUCUCGUAGCCAAUCUUUAUAACUAAACAGCUGGCUCUGUAUAUUAGAAGUACAAUUUAAGCUCAUCUUUAGGCUAUAUAAAAAAUUCAUUUUUCGGAAAAAAAAAAAAAAAAAAAGGAAGCAGCAACGGUCAGUAGCCUAUCUUUAUUGUUACUUUUUAUUUUCGUUUGUUUAUUUUAUGUUGAACGACAUAACAAUAGGCUAUUUAGUGUUGUUAUUGAGAUAACUAUUUAUUGAUUUCCCCCCCGUUUUAACAGUGUUCAGUAAAUAGCUUGCGUUUAGGUUUCCGUCACUUAUGUGGGAUAGCUUAGUAAAUAUUAUUAUAUCCAAUAUAUAUUUCUCGUGAUGGAGUACAAGGUAAAUGUGUAAUAAUGUUUGAACAUCAGUCAAGAUAUCUACAGUGUCCUUGCAUUAUCGGUAUCCUAUCUACCGGAUGCCCUGCGGUGGCAUGUCUAAUCGACGGAGGGCACAUUGCGCUUUGAUUUCCUGCGCUUCGCUGUUGGCCAGUACAAACAUCUUCUGCGGAUCCUGGACUGUGUGAUUGUAGGUAGCCUAUCAGGUACUGAUGGGCGCGACAGAUUUUAAAAAUCCAUACAAGCUGAUCAUAAAGUGAGCGAAACAUGCCAAAUAACGAGUUGAAGCCGAAACUUAGAUAACGGUUAGUCUACAUCAAUUUACAGCUUUCUCCCCUAAAUGACAGACUGCAAAAGCGCUCUAGGUAAGUGAAGUGAAGCGAUUAAUUUACGAGAAGGCUGUCACGAGUCAAAGGCAGGUGAGACGUAGACUGAUUGCCUGUAUGUAUGGGCUCCCACUGAUUGUCUGCCGCACGAGCUGAAUGCGUGUCCCUGUUGUGUCCACGACAGAUCACCAGCGUCCACUCUGAACAAGGCAGCUCUGUUCACUGAGGAGCCACGAAACUCGAGAUCACCGCGACCCCGCUGGCGUGUGGACAGCUUUAUUUCAAGUCUACUAAAACCAAGUUUUACUUUAUCACCUCUAUGAAGCCAGAGAUAAAAAAGCCGCCGCAUCUUUGGAUCUGACAGAUUGCCUGAUCUUCACUAAUGACUGAGGACAUCGAAAGAAGGAACCAGAGGAGACACAAUGCCUAGGUCUUUCUUAGUGAAGAGCAAAAAAGCGCACAGCUACCACCAGCCACGAUCUUUGGAAGAUGACUACAACAGACUUGAUACUAUUUUAGCUCAUAUAUGUGCAGAAAACAAAACUUCAGACGAGUCAGAGUGCUGUACGGAUGCCCUGACAGGCGACACGACUGGUGCUUGUUCACCGGACUCUCACCUGGUGGAUCAAGCUGAGUCUCCUCUCAGCUGUGAGGGAAGUGUGUGCGACCGCUCGUCAGAUUACGAAGACCUUUGGCGACCUCCAUCACCAUCAGCAUCACCGGAGUCAGCAAAAUCCUUUUCACCCUCCGUUGAGGAAACACAGCCUUUCGCCGUCCCUUUCAGGCCUUACGCGUGGAGCAGGUACUCGGGAUGUGAAAUCAGACAGCUGGUACAGCAUACUCUCAAUCAUCACCAUUCUCUCGAGCGGCCUACACCACCAGCCUAUUACAAUGACCGCGUGGCCGAGCCCUCUCUUUUCACUGAACGAGGAUCUGGCGCAGGUAUUUACAGCUCCACUGCCACCCUAUUCGAGCGCGCCACUGCCUCUGGAUUUUAUGAUGACAGCAGCAUACUGGGAAAAGGAACUGAGAUAAAAUCCAGCUCUGAUGUUAUGUGUAGUCGUCUCCUGCUCAAUGGCGCAUACAAAUGUAUAAAAUGCAGCAAGGUGUUUUCUACACCACAUGGCUUGGAAGUUCACGUCCGGAGGUCGCAUAGUGGAACAAGACCUUUUGCUUGUGACAUCUGUGGGAAAACGUUCGGACACGCGGUCAGUCUGGAACAACACAGAGCUGUUCACUCACAGGAGAGAAGUUUCGACUGUAAAAUCUGUGGGAAAAGUUUUAAAAGAUCAUCCACUCUGUCCACUCAUCUUCUCAUACACUCCGAUACAAGACCCUACCCAUGCCAGUACUGUGGAAAGCGAUUUCACCAGAAAUCAGAUAUGAAGAAACACACAUUCAUCCACACAGGGGAAAAACCACACAAAUGCCAGGUGUGUGGGAAAGCUUUCAGUCAGAGCUCCAAUCUGAUAACGCACAGUCGAAAACAUACUGGAUUCAAACCGUUUGGAUGUGACCUCUGCGGCAAAGGAUUCCAGCGCAAGGUCGAUUUAAGAAGACACAAGGAAACACAACACGGACUGAAGUUAGGAAACAUUGCUUCAUGAGUCAAAGGACUUUACCAAACACUAUUGGAAAACCCAUCGGAACUUUAACAUGCUUUUUAAUUUAACAAGCUACAAAUGCUCAUUCAUAAAACAUUAAAUCACUGUUUUAGAGUAGGCGACUAAUAGCGUUUACAUUAGUUGUGGAGCUGUUUAUGCUUUGUGAGAUUUGCCUACGAGUCAGCAGCAGGCCAGCAGGUCUGGCAGCUUUCAUGGUGAUAUUAUAACAGGGUAUCACCAGGUAUCUUGAUUCAAAUCAAUAGCCCGCUGCAGAAACAUGUCAGGCACAGUGUCUGAACCCAAAAUAUUAUCACCAAAAUAAUCAGGGACGAAAUAUAACCGCCGCGAGAAAGGACACUGUAUCACCCAAAAUAUCAGCUGAAGGAGAGAAAAAUCACCGCAUCUCAAAAGAAUGUCACUUUGUUUUCAACGCUGCAAAGGGGAUGCUGGCAAAAUAAGCACUACAAUAGACUGCGAGAUUUCAUCAAUAAAAGGAUUGUUUGUGUACUAUAGCCCAACUUAAAUUAUUUGGCUUGUCGAACCCUUUCCAGUCAUCAUUUUUUUCUUUUCUAUUAUGUUCGUUUUCUUUGACGUAAAUAAAUUGGCUACAAUAGCUUAGGCUAUACCUUGUUAGAUAAAUUAAAUUGAUAAAUAGCCUAUUUGUUUUUAUAUAAUUUACACUAUUUAUUGUAAUAAAGAAUAUUACGAAGAGAUAUUUCUAAUGUGUUUUUUUUUCUUUUCUUGUGUAAUCAAAGUUUGUUUCGUACAGAUUUGUAAAAUCUCUGCACUGCGCGCAUCUGAUAAAUUAUUUUGUGAUCAUAUCAUUUCAUGAUUAUAAAUGAAAGCAUUUCAUUAUUUUAAGCAUUGGGUAUUUCAUUACUUGUUUAAAAUAAAUAUAUAUAUAUUUAUUCGCAACAGAGCUGUGGGAAAGUUCACGUGUCAUGUUUUUCCAAUUAAUGCAUUCGCAUUAUCUUAUAUUUUCAAGAUAAUAAUUAUUGGAAGCACAAAUAAAUAGCAUAAGUUAAUGUGAAUCAAGAAUUAUUCGAUAUUACAAAAGAAAGGAAUGAUAUAAUGAAAAUAUUAUCUAAUAAUUUAAUAAAAGACGAUUGAUCAACUAUUUACGUCUUUAUAGAACCAAAUCUUAGUAUUUGCUGUAUAGGUUGAGUGGAGACCACAAAACAAGUGUCAUAAAAUAGCCUAGAUUAAAUUGAAGACCAAGAAGACUUUAUGCUCAUUGUAUUAUUCUUAAAAAUGACACGCGCGCGCGCGCACAAUAUUUUUCAUCUAAAGCUCGGAGUAAGAUUUUCACAUCUGUCCAUUUAGUUUCAGACGCUGCUUUUAAUUUUCCCAGUUAUCUUUUCCACAGUCUGAGAAACACAUGCCGCAUUUAAAAUAAUUGAAAGCCCUAGCUACGAUUCGUACAAUUUAUUUGAUACAUAAAAUGAUUUAUAAUUGCAGAAAUUCAUUACUAUGGCGGAGUAAUAAACUAUUAGUCCUCAGAAAUAAAGUCUAACUGAACAAAAUCUUCAAAAAAAUAAAAAAUAUUUCUUAUAUAGAAAUGUAAUUAUUCCUGUUUUUGGAUGCAGAUGUUAUCAAAUCAAACAGCAGUUGUCUCUUAUCUUGCCAUGAAAAUAAUUAUUCCCUUUUAUUUACACUGUAAACACUCUUGGAUCUCCGCUGUUAACCAAACUAAGUGUAAAUAAAGGGAGUUUAUUCAGCAGAAACAGUUCACUCUAUGCCCGCGGAAUAGGGCGGGUCAGUGCUUUCUGCUGCCCUGCAGUCUAAAAUGGCCCGAGGAUAUAACGUCAACUUAUCUGGUUCUGGCACAGUGAAGGUAAAUAAUAUACGGUUUAAAAUUUGUUUCCAACAACCGCACUGCAUACGACGGAGAAAAAAACUUUAUUUCUCAUUUUCCAAAAGUACCCUCAACAUUUUUCGAGAUGCCAUGAUAUUAAUUCUGUGUUAGACGCACAAGUUUUUGUAUAGUGGGGAAGGAGCAAUCAAAGAUUGAAAUCACUGACUUUUUAUAGCUUAAAUCUCACUACAUUUGGGCCCGCGAAAAUACUGAAUAUUUUAAAACCCCGAAGAUUUGACUGAGAGUAACAAGAAAAAUCCAUAUUUAUUCUAGGGAAAAGAGAGAUAAGCACAUAGCUGUGGGGUCUACAUGUCCUGCUGCUGUGAGGGAAAAUCGAACAUGCAGGAAUUAGGAAAAUAUUAGGAAUAUAAUCUGCUCUUUUUUUUUUUUUUUUUUUUUUUUUUUUUU